UGUUGCCUGUCUUUAUCUCUCUGUCCGUGCAAGUGUAAUGUGCUUCUGUCUGAGUCUGUGUAGCAGAGGAUGUGUUUGUCGUCGCUAACCACAGAAGCCACAUGAUGCUCUUCAAGGGAGAUAACUUCUUGAUAAGUUAGUAUUAAGAUAAGGUGCAAACUGUUUGUUUUUCGGAAUUGACAAUGUCAACUACAAAUAAUCCUCCUGCUCUGGACUGGAAAUACUGGCGUUAGGGAAAAGUUGUUUCACUCGUGUUGAACUGCAUUUGAAGGACAUAAUGAAUCAAAUUAAUGAGUCCAUGACGGGGAAGACCAUGGUCCCGACCAUUCCGUCUAUUAUGUUCAUUUUCGGGGUGGUUGGGAAUGUCAUCGCCAUCGUGGUUCUUUGUAAAUCUCGCAAAGAGCAGAAAGAAACCACGUUUUACACGCUGGUGUGUGGACUGGCCGUCACGGACCUCCUGGGCACACUGCUGGCCAGUCCGGUCACCAUCGCCACUUAUGUGAAAGGCUCGUGGCCCGGAGAGGACCCACUGUGCCAGUACUUUGGAUUCACCUUGCUUUUCUUCUCUCUGGCGGGGCUCAGUAUCAUCUGUGCCAUGUCGGUGGAGAGAUACGUCGCUAUAAACCAUGCUUACUUCUACAAUGACUAUGUGGACCAAAAAUUGGCGGGUUUGACUCUUUUGGCUAUCUACAUCUCAAACGCGCUUUUCUGCGCUCUGCCGAUUAGCGGAUUUGGACAGGUGAAGAAGCAAUACCCGCAAACUUGGUGUUUUUUAGAGUGGAGGAGUAACAAGACCAGCGAUGCCGCUUACUCCUAUAUGUAUGCAGGUUUCAGCUCUAUUCUUAUUUUCGCCACUGUUAUCUGUAACGUGCUGGUGUGCGUGGCUUUGAUUCGGAUGCACCGGCGCUUCGUACGCAGGAUGUCCUUGGGAACCGAUCAGGGGCGCAACGUGGACCCGCAGAGGAGAGGACGCAGCUUUGGACGUCUGGCCGGUGCAGAGAUUCAGAUGGUCAUUCUUCUUAUAGGCACUUCGGCAGUGGUGCUUAUCUGCUCCAUCCCACUUGUUGCUCAGGUGUUUUUGAACCAGCUGUAUAAGACUCCCGUGGAGCUGAGGUUGGAGAAAAACCCUGAUCUACGAGCAAUACGCUUUGCCUCUUUCAACCCCAUUCUUGACCCCUGGAUCUACAUCCUGCUCCGCAAGGCUGUUCUUCUCAAGCUCAUUGAGAAAAGCAAGUGCUUAUUUUGCAAGAUAGGAGCACGGAGGCAACAGGGACAGGAAAACUUCCGCUGUAUAGAUGCUCAUCCACUCUCCUCUGCCAUCUCUAACCGGGACUCACACUUCCUGGUCUCUCAAAACUUGCAAGACUUCACCAGCAGCUCCCAAACCUACCUCUACCUGCCAGAGGGAAGUGAAAUGUACAACGAAAGCUGCCAUGAAGCAGAUAGAGUCUCAGGUUCACGACCUUCAUCGGUCAGAAACUCACAAGCGUCCUAUUCCUCUGAGCAGGGCAGCGUCGAGACUCAGAGUAGAGAUGGGACAAAUGUAUAUAGGGAACUUUCAGCUCUGCCGUGUCCAAAAGACCCAGCACUUCAUGUGUCGUUGAGCACUGAGACAGUGGUGGAAAAAUGUAUCUGACUUAUCUCUGAGUUAGAGAGGUAGAUUGUCUACUGAAUGACUUCCUCCAAAAGUGAACUUUUAAACCUCAGAAGAAUGAGGGGAAGGCACAUGAAAAUAAUAAAUGACUCUUCUUGUGAAGUCAGGCACAUGAAGCUAGAAAGAGAAAAA
Molecule: messenger RNA, 1786 nt
Organism: Etheostoma spectabile (orangethroat darter)
Lineage: Eukaryota; Metazoa; Chordata; Actinopteri; Perciformes; Percidae
Gene: ptger4a
Product: prostaglandin E receptor 4 (subtype EP4) a
Exons: 2
Coding region: 278-1636 (452 amino acids)
Biological process (GO): inflammatory response; positive regulation of cytosolic calcium ion concentration; negative regulation of inflammatory response
Cellular component (GO): plasma membrane
Molecular function (GO): prostaglandin E receptor activity
Source: RefSeq, a predicted model, not a curated record